AUGGAAACUUUUACCGUGCAAGAAACUGGAAGAACGAUCGCUGAUGGCAGUUCGAUGACCUUAUUCAAUAAGGCACUAUCUUCCUACUAUAUGAGUUCGGCUGGCAGUUGUCCAGGGCAGCCUCCGUAUCUGGCCGGCUGUAUCAUGGACUGCCCCUCUGUCGUCUCUUCCUUGACACGAGGUUUGGGUUUGGACGGGGCUUUAUCUAGUUCUAACAACCGAACCCCGGUCUUGAAGAAGUGUAGACGAACCGUGACGCCAGAGUUGAACCGAACAGGAUCUAAGACCCACAGAUGUCUGGUAAUUAGAAAAAACUGUUACGACACGGCUGUGAGAGCAUCUCACAUCAAACUAUUGCUUUCUCAAUCCCGCCGCAACAGCAUUGAUCAUUUCAACGAACGAGGCCAUGGAAUUUAUGGGGUAAUUGUUAGAGGUGUACUAGAUGGAUUCAUAAUGAUUUAUGAUUGA
Nezara viridula (southern green stink bug) is the source of this 468-nucleotide messenger RNA. NCBI's taxonomy places the organism in Eukaryota, Metazoa, Arthropoda, Insecta, Hemiptera, Pentatomidae. The record is from the annotation of a GenBank genome assembly.